AUGGGUCUCGACAUCACCCAAAAGAAGCGGCGCAUCGCCCUCGGCUGCGAAGGGUCGGCUAACAAGCUCGGCAUCGGCGUGAUCCUCCACGAAGGCGACACCUCCACCGUGCUGUCCAACGUCCGACAUACCUUCGUCUCCCCCGCAGGAACCGGCUUCCUGCCCAAAGACACCGCCCAACACCACCGCGCCUUCUUCGUGCGGGUCGCCAAACAAGCCCUCUCGGACGCCGGCAUCCGCAUCGCCGACAUCGACUGCAUCUGCUACACGCGGGGGCCAGGCAUGGGCGGGCCGCUGGCGUCGGUGGCGGUGGCGGCGCGCACGCUGGCGCUGCUGUGGGGCAAGGAGCUGGUCGGCGUCAACCACUGCGUCGGUCACAUCGAGAUGGGGCGUACCAUCACGGGCGCCGACCACCCCGUGGUGCUGUACGUGUCCGGCGGCAACACCCAGGUGAUUGCCUACGCGGAGCAGCGGUACCGGAUUUUUGGCGAGACGCUGGAUAUUGCGGUGGGGAAUUGUCUAGAUCGGUUUGCGCGGGCGCUUAAUAUCAGUAAUGAUCCGGCGCCGGGGUAUAAUAUUGAGGUGUUGGCGAGGAAAGGCGGGCGGGUGUUGUUGGAUUUGCCGUAUGCGGUGAAGGGGAUGGAUUGCUCGUUUAGCGGCAUCUUGACGAGGGCGGAGGAGCUGGCGGCGCAGAUGAAGGCAAAUGAGGGGAAGGGGACCGACGGGGAGCCGUUUACCGGGGCGGAUCUGUGCUUCAGCCUGCAGGAGACGGUGUUUGCGAUGCUGGUGGAGAUCACGGAGCGGGCCAUGGCGCACGUCGGGAGCAACCAGGUGUUGAUUGUGGGAGGUGUGGGGUGCAACGAGCGGCUACAGGAGAUGAUGGGUCUCAUGGCGGCAGACCGCGGCGGGAGCGUCUAUGCGACGGAUGAGCGCUUCUGCAUAGACAAUGGCAUUAUGAUUGCCCACGCAGGCCUCUUGGCAUAUGAAACGGGGUUCAGGACGCCCAUCGAAGAGAGCACAUGUACACAGCGAUUUAGGACAGACGAGGUCCUCGUCAAAUGGAGGAAGUAA
This is a messenger RNA of Chaetomium globosum CBS 148.51, 1071 nucleotides long. RefSeq lists its product as uncharacterized. Gene Ontology annotation, biological process: tRNA threonylcarbamoyladenosine modification. The transcript has a single exon. The coding region runs from base 1 to 1071 and encodes 356 amino acids. Gene Ontology annotation, cellular component: EKC/KEOPS complex; cytoplasm. NCBI's taxonomy places the organism in Eukaryota, Fungi, Ascomycota, Sordariomycetes, Sordariales, Chaetomiaceae. The record is from RefSeq and is a predicted model, not a curated record.